Camponotus floridanus (Florida carpenter ant) is the source of this 3359-nucleotide messenger RNA. It is a transcript of the gene MYPT-75D, whose product is annotated as protein phosphatase 1 regulatory subunit 16A. The coding region runs from base 444 to 2069 and encodes 541 amino acids. The transcript has 9 exons. Gene Ontology annotation, cellular component: cytoplasm. Lineage: Eukaryota; Metazoa; Arthropoda; Insecta; Hymenoptera; Formicidae. The record is from RefSeq and is a predicted model, not a curated record. Gene Ontology annotation, molecular function: phosphatase regulator activity; protein binding; enzyme inhibitor activity.
GUGUGUGUGAAGAAAAGUACGCCAGGAGAAAAUGACAUACUCGCCUCCCCCGAGUCGAUGUUCCUCUAAAUCGCGCUCGAUCGUCGAUCCGUUUCUCCUACCUGGCGAUUAUCCUCGGCUUUCCACCUCGGGAAAGAGAGAGAGAGAGAGAGAGAGAGAGAGAGAGAAAGAGAGAUCCUGCGCGAUACGCACCGCUCGUCCUGGCCUUGAUCGCGAUGGCUUCGGUACCCUCGACGAUAUAAUUGGCAGGAAGUAGGAUCUAUCCGCGCUCUCUCGCUCCGUGUCUUUCACGUUGCGCGAAUCGUCGAGUUGUUCGUGAAACAAACGAGGGAAGAGUGCGAUGAAUUCUUCUGUGAGACCGUCGUGUCGCCUUGUCGAUUAUCCUACCUUACCGUAAUGAUGAUUGACAAAAUAAUGCGCGCAAACAGAUGCCAAUUUAAUAAAUGAUCCGUAAAUAUACCUGCACCAAUUACAAACACGUAACAAUGGAACACUCGGAGCUAGUGGCAGAGAUGGUACACGUUGAAAGACUGACGACGCAAGAACGGUUACAUUUGGCACGUCACCGUAGAUUACAACAAUUAAAAGUAUGGAGACAACGUGAAAAGGAAUGGUUACGACAUCAAACUAGGCAUACGAGUAAUAAGCGGCACAUAUAUUUUAGCGAUAGUGUUAUGUUAUUAGAAGCUGCUGCAAGAAAUGAUAUUGAUGAAGUAAGACGACUUUUGAAGAAAGGGGUAAAUCCAGACUCAACAAACGAAGAUGGUUUGACGGCGCUACAUCAGUGUUGCAUAGAUGAUAAUGAAGAAAUGAUGAAGUUACUUAUUGAAUUUGGUGCUAAUGUAAAUGCAGAAGAUAGUGAAAAAUGGACACCAUUACAUGCUGCUGCUACAUGUGGUCAUUUACACUUAGUCAAAUAUCUUAUUGCCAGGGGUGCAAAUUUAUUAGCUGUUAAUGCUGAUGGCAAUAUGCCAUAUGAUAUUUGUGAAGAUGAAAAAACAUUGGAUUGCAUUGAAGGAGAAAUGGCGAGGCGAGGAGUUACUCAAGAAUUAAUAGAUGAAACAAGAGCCUCAACCGAGGUUCAAAUGUUACGGGAUUUGCAAAAAAUUGCUUCUUUAGGAGGUGAUCUUGAAUAUAAAGAUCAUCAAGAUGCUACACCUCUUCACAUUGCAGCGGCAAAUGGCUACUUACGAGUUGUAGAAUUUCUUCUUGAUCAACAUGUAUCAACAGAUGUUGAAGAUAAUGAUAAAUGGCAGCCUGUUCACGCAGCUGCAUGUUGGGGACAUUUGGAAGUACUCGAGUUAUUAGUGCAGAAUGGAGCAGACCUAAAUGCAAAGAAUAAACACGACGAAACUCCCGCAGAUAUAUGUGAAGAUCCGGAAAUUAGGGAGAGAAUAGUGGAAUUGAAAACGGAACAGGAGAGUAAACGACUUCGUGAAGCACAGGGACGGAGGGUGCGAAGAUCACAGAGCAUAAAUACGCGGACACAGAGUGUGCGCCGGACAUCUAUUCGAGACAAAGUUCUUACUACUAAAAAAGAUGCUCAAGAAGAAGCACGUUUCAGGUUACAAGCACAACAGACAUAUGUUAGUGCUCCUGCGCCUAGUAUUCCGCCAUUGGAGAAUAGUACACAGGAAGUAGGAGACCAUGAGACUGAUUCUAGCACAUUGACACCAGCGGUGCGAAAAGGUCCUGAAGGAAAAGACAAUGAGUCUUUCCUUCAUGAAGAUGUUGAUAAAGAUUCAGCAGUGACAGGGCUUGACCCGCCGGUCGGCAGUCAGCAGCAGUCGCCGAUUUAUGCUACAGACAGCGAUACCAACGGCAAGAUCAACAUACAUGUGUCCGUUGUUUUCGUCAAAUCCUUGUCAGAUCUGAAGAAGCAGCGGGCGCAGAAUCGGCACAUAUCCGGUGGCUCGCUGGACGCUAACGGAAAUGGUAUCACGAUGCCGGUCUCGUCCAUCUCCAAUUCCGACCUCACCACCGACGACUUUACGCAACGCUUCACUGGCAAUACUAGCGAGAUUGUCAGCGACAAUCACACGGAGAAGAACUGCUGUACCGUCAUGUAACGCAUUUAUUUUAAAAUACGCCUCCAAUUUCGUUUUCCACCCCGUCUUCCUCACGCUAUUGCGCCCGAGAAUAUUCGCAGACUGAACAUUUGCGUUUCCCGCGAAAAAUAAAAGGAAAAAAUGAAAAUGUGUUCCUGCGAUUAUCUUUUAGUAUUUUUUUAGAGAUUCAACGCUGUGUUCUGAAAUUUUUACGAUUUUGAAAAUCGCACAUAUUCGAUCCAAUUCCGACGUGCGACAUUUUUUAUUAUGUUUUUUAACUAUUAUAUAUAGCGUGACAUAUAUAUGUACAUAUGAUACAUGUAUAUCAUAAAUAAUAUGUGCAAAGCAAACUGGCAGCUUUAAAUUUGAGACGAUUGUCGUGAUUCUGAUAAUGCACGAACGGCAUGUACUUAAAUCUCGUAACGAAAUAGCUUUUUUCUGCAAUUGUGGAACGAAAUCGUGCAUUGCAGCGUUUAAAUAAGCUCGAUGUCGACAAACGAGAACACCUUGUUACGAUAAAUUUAGGGAACGUGUACUUACACAUUCGCAGAGAGAUAUUAUUGCAUUUUUCUUUAAAUUAUUUACAACUCUUUAACGCCUAAGACAUUUAAGUAUUGUACAGACUUUUACUUUUAUUUAUUGCUAUAUAUUAAAAGAAAUGUAUAGAUUAUACAGUCUAGAAAGUAAGAAAUGUCUAUUACAUUUGUAGAGGUACUGCUUAGAUGCGAAUUUUUUUCUAGUAAUAUCUUCGUAAACAGGUAUAAGACUAUCAAACUUCCAAUGUUUUCUAUGAGACUCUAGCUAUAAGAGAAUUAAGUGAAAAACGUUUUUUAUAUCGAUUUAAAGAUUAUUUGUAAAUUUUGAUAUGUAAUAUUUAUCUGUAUUACAACUAUAGACUUCACCGAAUUCUUCGUUUGCAUGUGCGUAUAGCAAGUCACGUACAUCACAUUUAUGAUUUACAACUUGCACCUGUUUUGCACCUUUGACGAUAUUUACGGCGUUUAAAUUUGAUAUUGUGUAUAGAUAUAUUGUUCGAAAUAUAUAAAUAUGUAAAUUUUACGAAAAAAAUUUAUGUAUCGUCAGAUCCAACAAUCAAAAUGAAGUACAAUAAUGACAAAUUUCAAAAUACACUCGCGUAUGUGCGUGCAGGAUUAUGUGUAAAAAAUGAAAUAAUUCGUUUUUUUGGCAAACAGACAUAUUUUUUUAUAUGCGCUGUGUCAAAUAAUAUUCAAAUUUUAAAGAAACCUUUUGAUGGGAAUAAAUAGUACAAAUAAACGCUCAUACAUUCCUCCAUGAUGCAAUAAAACGUUG